AUGGCAGCUUGCACUCUGCCGUUCCACAUUUUGUCGCAACAGCUGAGAGAGAUGGAAGCCGGAGCUGGGGCAGGAGCCUUACUGGGGAACGGUCUCCUUCCCGAACAGGAUCAGGAUCCGGAUGCAGCCGAUCCAACACUAGGAAGGCGGAAGCGAAGGCAUCAGGUUUCCAUUGCCUGCGUCGUGUGUGCCAAGGCAAAGGCAGCUUGCAACGACGCCCGUCCUUGCAAGCGAUGCAUCCGCCUAGGAAAGGAGGAGCAAUGCAUCGACAGCGCCGAUGUUCGUGCGCAAUGGUGGAUACAGAAGUCGAGGGGAGACGUUGCACAGCUUCCAAGCUCAACAAAGAAGUCUCGUGCAGUUUGCUCUGCCCUCUACUUCCACGGUUCUUCGUUCCUUCAGUCCAGCCACUUCCAGCUACCCAAGAACGUCGCGUGCAUGGCUUGCAACAAGGCGAAGGCGCGGUGCGAUGGCUGCAGGCCUUGCUCACGAUGUCGGGACAGAAAGAUCGAUUGCGUCAAUCUUACGAAGCAACCGAGGGAGCAAGAGGACUCUGACAUCCCGGCAGCAGUGCCUCCUGUGCAGGAUGGGAUGGAAGAUGAUUUCGAAGAAGCCACGGUUGGCAGUAAGGGGAUGGACAUCUUCGAGGAGAUCGUGAAUGCAUCCCAAGGGCAGCAAGUUGGCAUCAUGGGAGAGUAUCCGGACCCUUCGAUUCACAACAGUAGGUUCCAGGUCAAGGAGGAGCCGGGGGAGGUACUGCGUUUUGCAAGGGAGGGCAGGGCGUUGCAGGGGCAGCACAUGAGGAUGAAUCUUCCUUCCAGCAGCUCUGCGUUCCCGAUGGACAUCUUCUCCACCGACGAGCUCUCCUUCAUGAGCCAGAUGAACUAUCGUGAUGCCUUGGACAACAGAGUCCCUGAUCCUGCUUUGGCCAUGCUCCAGGAGUCGUCGUACAGGCCUCCUCCUCUGGCUCAGGAGCCCCUAUAUCAGCCUGUUCUGAUCAACUCGCCUUCUCAUGCUGAUUCAACGUUUGAGCGUCAGGCUCCGUACUUGAGCUCUCGCCCAGCUGCUGCCAAGGCGCUCACUGCUGAAGUUGGCCAGCAGCCCUUGAUGCAAGUUACGACGAGCAGAAGCAGAUUUCAGUGGGAGCAGGAGCAGCAGAUGCUGGAGCAAGGGAUUGCUGCGAGCUCGCAGCGAGGAAUUUGCAUUUCUGGCCGUGGAAAUGUGAAUGGGGGGGAUCUUACGCAGGCAUUUCGAGCUCCCGGAACAGAUCGUCAGCGCUGA
Guillardia theta CCMP2712 is the source of this 1278-nucleotide messenger RNA. RefSeq lists its product as hypothetical. The transcript has 4 exons. Gene Ontology annotation, biological process: regulation of DNA-templated transcription. Gene Ontology annotation, molecular function: DNA-binding transcription factor activity, RNA polymerase II-specific; zinc ion binding. NCBI's taxonomy places the organism in Eukaryota, Cryptophyceae, Pyrenomonadales, Geminigeraceae. The coding region runs from base 1 to 1278 and encodes 425 amino acids. The record is from RefSeq and is a predicted model, not a curated record.